GCCUGUACCCGCGCUCGGUCACUUACUGCUCUCAUCACAUUUGCACGAUGUCUGCACGUCUUCUGUUGGUAAUUGUUUGUGUGGUGGAGUUGGCAACACUGAUCUCGGCGGGCGGUCACGGCGGCGGUCACAAGAAGGUGAUCAUCCACGUACCACUGUUCGUGAAACAUCAUCACCACAAGCACACGAUUGUGAAGCAUGUUCACCACAAGAGCGGAGGCGGUGGUGGUGAUGACCACUACGAAGUACUUGGUUACACGUAUGGAGAACCAAAACCGGCGCCCCACUUUGGGGGAGGUCACGGCUGGGGUGCAGCAGACGAAGGUCAUGAUGGCAGUUAUGGUGAGUCUCCAGUGAGCUUCGACGGAGACCAUGGAGGUUACGGACUCUCUGGCGCCGGUGAUGAAGGCUCGGAAUUAGGCCAUGGUGGAUAUUGAACCAAACAUUAUAGACAGUAGAGUCAAAUAUCAUAUGCAGUACAAAUCACUACAAUUUCGUUCUACAUAUACCCUUUUCAGAUUUUAGUAUACCCUUCGAAAAGUAAUUCUCGAGUUGGAUUACGUAAUUACUUAAUAUUUCUCAUAUAUUUGUACCAUUAGCAUGUAGCCUGUUGUUCACUAACUGAACUUAGAUCUAAAAGUCGUGAGUUCUAUUUUGAUAGACCUAAAAAUCUUUACCUAUCAAUUUCUAACCAAACAUAUGAUUAUUUUAAAGAAAUCAAAUUAAUACGAAAGAAUUCGUUAAUCUCUCUUCCUGGAUUUUAAUGUACCGAAUAAAAUAUGGGUAUGUUAAGAAUGCUCUGAGCACCCCAUCUUGUAUAAUUGUCGUGAAGAAGUAUUGACGAUUCUGUUAUAAACUCAUCUAUACAAAUUGUAAUGUAUCAAAUGUCACACGCAGAACCCGUCAAUCUUUUCUUACAUAAUCCAACUGCAUUUAUAAAUUACUGUAUUUCUUGUUACAUGAGUGUUAAAAUGACAAGUAGUUUAUAGCUAUUUAUAACUCAACCGGCGACAUAGUUUAUGUGUUUUUUCUGUGUAUAAACUUGUUGGAUGGGAGCUGUAUACUUGAAUGAUAACCUCUCAAGAUCCACACGAGUCGUAAUGAAUUACAGACGCAGGUAUUACGGGUACGAGCGAGCCCAAUGAAUAUUGGAGUGAUCAUCAAUUUUAUCCGUUUCCUGUAUUAGGUUACAUUACGUACAUUAAAUCACGUUUGAUCGAUAGUUUGCCGUGUAAUUCGAUUUUUUUUCAAUAGAAACACGAUUCUCAUUCAUUAUAUUUAAUGGUAGGUUAGCUUUCUCGAGAUAUAAAAUGCAUUUGUACUCAAAGGUCUUUAGACCAGUUGUAUAAAGUUUGUGCGAGCAAUGUAAAUAAUAGUUCAUAACUAUAGAAAAUGUGGUCGCCUAAAACCUACCUGCUUUUACAAUGUUAUAGUUUAAGACUGUUGUUAUGAGUGUUGUCCCUGU
Achroia grisella is the source of this 1465-nucleotide messenger RNA. RefSeq lists its product as uncharacterized. The transcript has 3 exons. Lineage: Eukaryota; Metazoa; Arthropoda; Insecta; Lepidoptera; Pyralidae. The coding region runs from base 48 to 437 and encodes 129 amino acids. The record is from RefSeq and is a predicted model, not a curated record.